Molecule: messenger RNA, 670 nt
Organism: Zingiber officinale
Lineage: Eukaryota; Viridiplantae; Streptophyta; Magnoliopsida; Zingiberales; Zingiberaceae
Exons: 2
Coding region: 27-407 (126 amino acids)
Source: RefSeq, a predicted model, not a curated record
UAUGUGAAACCCUUAAGUGAGGUCGGAUGCUCGUUCGGUUCCGCCAACUCACCGAGGCGGCCGGAAGUGCGAUCUCAGUCCCACCGAUGGUGUCCCCCGACGGUAGAACCCCGACGACGGGAAGUAAGCCGCUCGGGCUGAUGGCCAACGCGGCGAAGCGGAAACAAAGCUUCCUCCAGUUUUUCCUCAUGACCGGCAUCCUCAUGCUCAGCAUGAGGUCUUUGAGCCAGAAGUACCGAGUUAGAGACCUCUCCGACGAGAACGCGCUCCUUCGCGAGGAGCGCGACGCUUUUGCCCUCCGAUCUUCCGCCGUCAAGGAAGCCCUCUUCCAGGAGGCCGCACUCGACCCCUCUGGCCUCCUCGCUGACCACCUCCGCAGCCUCUUCAACGAACAAUCCGACCAUUAAGCUCGCUCCCUUCGCCGAUCAGAGGCAACUCCUUUUCCACAGCCACCAUUCCUGCAGACUUUGCUGGCAGAGGUGCCACCGGCACCCUCCUGUGCGCUCUGUGACCGAACAACCAGUGUGGUCCACAUGUGGCUGGUGGCAGAGAGUUGGUGCAACUAAAGUGUCAGGCAUGCAUGUUUGCUUGUAAGUUUUACAGGGAAGAAAGCGAUUAUGGAAAACUAACUGUUGGCUGAAGGUUUAUAAUAUUAGGGUCAGUAGUGGGU